This is a messenger RNA of Naegleria lovaniensis, 474 nucleotides long. RefSeq lists its product as uncharacterized. The coding region runs from base 1 to 474 and encodes 157 amino acids. Gene Ontology annotation, molecular function: acid phosphatase activity. The record is from RefSeq and is a predicted model, not a curated record. The transcript is spliced from 2 exons. Lineage: Eukaryota; Heterolobosea; Eutetramitea; Acrasida; Naegleriidae.
AUGGAUAUGGAACGAGUUCACAACACUCAAUCCACUACCGAGUAUCCCAAAUUAAUAGUGUUUGAUUUGGAUUUGACAUUAUGUGAACAUCGGGACUCUUGCAAAAUUCAUCUCGGAAUUGCUAGUCGAACCGAGGUCACAGACUGGGCCACUGAAUUGUUACACACUCUCCAAAUUCAUUCAUGGUUUGAUUGGAUUCAAAUUUAUCCUGGCUCGAAGAAGAAACAUUACAAGUAUUUUGCUGAGAAAUUGGUUGAAGAUGAGGCAGUGAUGGAGAAGAGCAAUAGUUUCUCUCAGGUCUACCAUAAAAUGAUCUUUUAUGAUGACAAGAAGAGGAAUAUUCAUGAAAUUGGACAAUUGGGAGUAUCAUGUGUGCAUUGUGAGGAGGGUUUGAAUAUUGAGAAAUUUAUGGAAGGAUUGAAAUUGUUUAAAAGAAGCUUGCUCUCCGUUCUGAUUAAUUAUGGGUUAAACUGA